AUCAACGUGACGUGAAGUGGUCGUUUUUAAGGAUAUUUCUACAUACAUUCUUGAAUACGUUGAUAUUUUCAUCUCCAUCAUUACAUCUCAUCAUCACCAUCACCGACCUCAUCCUCAUCCCUGUGUUUGUGAACGCGCACGUCGCGUUGGUGGGGGUUGGUGGAAGUGGGCGGAGUCGUGGCACUGCUGCAGCUGUCCAUGGUUGUGUAGAAACCACAGAGGCUUCGUGUAUCUAAGAGAUGCGUUCCUAGUCACGCAACCCAUCUUCAAAAUCACAGCGUGACGGGAUCGUUCGUUUCACGGCACAAAGAAGCGACUGAAAGCCCGUGAAGAUAAGGCACAAUGGCUGAUCAACAGAGGCAACGCAGUCUGUCCACCGCUGGUGAGUCCCUCUACGUGGUGUUGGGAGUGGAGAAGGUAGCCACGACAGAUGACAUCAAGAGGUCUUACAGGAAGCUGGCGUUGAAGUUUCAUCCAGACAAAAAUCCCGACAAUCCAGAAGCAGUAGACAAGUUCAAGGAGAUAAACAACGCCCACGCCAUCCUGAACGACCCCACCAAGCGUAACAUCUACGACAGAUACGGCUCUCUGGGACUGUACGUGGCCGAGCAGUUUGGUGAAGAGAACGUCAACACUUACUUUGUUCUUUCAAGCUGGUGGGCAAAGGCUCUCUUUGUGUUCUGCGGCCUGGCCACCGGCUGCUACUUCUGUUGCUGCCUGUGCUGCUGCUGUAACUGCUGCUGUGGAAAGUGUAAACCUCGACCUCGGGAGGCACAGGACCAGGACUUUUAUGUGUCCCCUGAAGACCUGGAGGCUCAGCUGCAGUCUGACGAGAGAGAGGCCGGGGGCGACCCUAUAGUGCUGCAACCAUCUGCAACAGAGACAACCCAGUUAACGUCGGACGGCCACUACUCCUACCACACCGACACCAGCUUCAACUAAUCACGUCCUCCUGGUCCGCCCCGGCCCGCUGUCCUGCCUGCGUCACCCGCUCCACUACAGUGAGAUGAAAGAAACAGGCCAGUCCAUCCUUCCACUUUAAACAGGGAGCCGUGUCCAGUAGAGGGACUAGUGA
This is a messenger RNA of Cynoglossus semilaevis (tongue sole), 1075 nucleotides long. Its product is annotated as dnaJ homolog subfamily C member 5-like. Bases 343 to 942 code for a protein of 199 amino acids. Lineage: Eukaryota; Metazoa; Chordata; Actinopteri; Pleuronectiformes; Cynoglossidae. The transcript is spliced from 5 exons. Gene Ontology annotation, cellular component: presynapse; membrane; intracellular membrane-bounded organelle. Gene Ontology annotation, biological process: regulation of synaptic vesicle cycle. The record is from RefSeq and is a predicted model, not a curated record.